Molecule: messenger RNA, 744 nt
Organism: Orbicella faveolata
Lineage: Eukaryota; Metazoa; Cnidaria; Anthozoa; Scleractinia; Merulinidae
Source: RefSeq, a predicted model, not a curated record
AUGGCCGUUGCACAAGCCCCAGUCCUCAAGUAUUUCAGUCCACAAGCCCAAACUGAAGAACAAGUCACGGCAAACCAAGCAAGGAAGCCUCUCAUCUCUCAUGAGGUUGCUGAUCGACCUUGGCAAAAGAUUGGUGCAGAUGUUUUCACACUUGAUGGCACAGACUACCUCUGUGUUGUUGACUACUAUUCAAGUUACUUCCAAGUAGAUAGACUAGAAACUAAGACCGCAAAGGGAAUAGCUAAGAUACUCCGCAAGCAGUUUUCGGUCCACGGAAUCCCAAAUCUGCUAAUCAGCGACAUGCCAUUCAGUUCUCAAGAAUUCAGAGAGUCUGCGGCCAGCUACGAGUUUGAAGUCAUUACAAGUUCACCUGGCUAUCCUCAAAGCAAUGGCAAGGUUGCAAAUGCCACCACGACAGCAAAAUCGAUCAUGAAGAAAGGUAAACAAGCAGGCACAGACAUCUACUUAUCCCUGCUUGGCUGGAGAAACACCCCUUCUGAAGGAAUGUCUAGCUCCCCCGCCCAAAGGAUGUUUGGACGCAGAACAAGAACACUGCUUCUCACCACCAGUUACCUGUUAAAGCCAAAGGUCCAAGAAGAUGAGAAGGAGAAACUUCUCAAGCAGAAGUCCAAACAAGCCAAGUAUUACAAUCAAAACACCAAGGAGCUCCCGCCUUUACAGACAGGAGAAGUCGUCCGAGUAGCCCCUAAACCAGGGGACAGCCGGAAAGCGGAAAUGGUUUAA